Eruca vesicaria subsp. sativa (arugula) is the source of this 237-nucleotide messenger RNA. The record is from the annotation of a GenBank genome assembly. Lineage: Eukaryota; Viridiplantae; Streptophyta; Magnoliopsida; Brassicales; Brassicaceae.
AUGAAUAUGGGACAAACUUUUGUGAUGUUUUUUCUUGUAGUAGUACUAGCAACGUCGUCGUUGUCCAACUCCAACGUUUUAGCGUCACGAGGCGUCGAGGCAACGCCAUCUCAGGUUCACAUUUGCUAUAAACCUUGUAACAAAACUUACGGAGUUGAUCAAUGCUACGAUGACUGUCUAAGCAAAGAGUAUGAUGAUGGAAAUUGUGAGUAUAAUGGACUUUGUUGCUGCACAUAA